AUGGAAACUUAUGAUGCAGUUGACGAACCUGUGAUGUUAUCACCAACAGGAAAACGUAAACGACGUCGGCCACGAAGUUCGGCCCGUUCUAUAGCCAAAACAGCUCGCUACAGUGGUAAAGGUUUGAUUCCUCGUUUGACAUGCACACAUAAAAAUGCUUUGUGUACUGCCGGAACUCUGAAUGAAAAUGACUUAGCAUACAUUAAAGGGCAGCUCUAUGUGACUAAAGAUAAAGUUGAGCAAGAUGCAAUCCUUGUGUCUCACAUGGAUAUCGGGCAGGUCAAGCGCCGGAGGCAAAGAGAUCCCCGUGACAAAGAUGAAGGAAGGCAAAAGAACAGACGUGUAUUGAUCAAGUACAGCCUUUUGAAGGAAGAUAAAACGAAGAUUUCAGUAUGUCAGGCUUCAUUUCUUAGCAUUUUCUGCGUCAAGGAGUUUCGGGUCCAGAGUGCUGCGAGGUACUGGCUUGAGCAUGGACGAUCUCGUCCUGAAAAUCGUGGCGGUUACAGGAGAGCUGCAGAAUAUGAAGGAAAAAAGGAGAGGAUUCGAAAUCAUAUAAAGUCCUUCACUUGCAGAGCUAGCCACUAUGCUCGUCGAGGGGCACCUAGGAGGAAGUACCUUCCAAGUGAUUUAAGUGUUGCAAAGAUGCACAAAAUGUUCCAGAAACAGAAUCAUGAUCAGGUAACAUACUCACUGUAUUGGAGUAUUUUUGUGUACGACUUCAAUCUUGCUUUCGGUCACCCUGCCACGGAUGUAUGUUCCACAUGUUUGAAAUUCCGCAUUGCAAUCAGGGAUACAGAGCAAACUCCAGAUGAAAAGCAAGAAAAGAUUCUGCUGUAUACGUUGCAUCGUCGCCGUGCCCGUCAAUUUUACAAUAAGAUGAAUGAAGUGGGAGAUAGUUUUAUCGUCUGUUUUGACGUCAUGGAAAAUCUUGUCCUUCCGAAGUCCCCAGUAGGGCAAGCUUACUAUUCUCGCCAGUUGUACUUGUACGUGUUUGGUAUAGUUCAUCAUCGUGGCAGAGGGGAAUCUCAGAGGAAGGAAGACAUUCAUCUAUAUACAUGGCUUGAACAUCAGAAUGCCAAAGACAGCAAUACGAUUGCUUCUGCAUUACAUAAUUACUUAGGUUCAGUGGUUAUCUCGGAUAUCAGACAAAUUGAACUCCUCCGUUUGUUCUCAGAUUCUUGCUACGGCCAAAAAAAAAAUAUUAACGUUCUAUGCAUGUUGUUUGCAUUGUGCAAUAACAAGUACCCAAAUCUUACUAUUGAUUACCAUUUUCCAAUAAAGGGGCACAGCUUUCUUCCUGCAGACCGAGUGUUUGGAAGGAUCGAGCAAGAAAUCAGAAAGAAGGAUACAAUAUUAAUGCCAGAGGAAUACCAUGAGAUUAUCAGCAAACAUGGUACUGUUCAUGUAUAUGGAAAGGAUUGGAAGUGCUAUGAUUACAAAGCAGUCAACCAGUUUCACAAAAAGUCAGAGAUCUUUCAAAAUCAGUGAGGCAAGAAUGCUACAAGUUUCUAAGAAUAAGUUUGGGUUCAAAACUGUGUAUGCUGGAGAAUUUUGCCAACACUCCUUUCUAAAAAAGGGGAAAAAGUGGGCACAGUUCAAUCCUCCACUACUGCCUGACAUUAACUGUGUUAAAGAGGCUAAGAAACAGGAUGUUAUGAAGCUGUUGGAGGAGAUGGGUGUAAAUGAAGAGAUGUGUGUUUAAAUUGGGGGAGGGGGCGGGAUGACCGACUAAACUUUCGUGUAAUCUUUUGAUGACUUCCAAUGGGGGAUGGAUUAUGUUGUGACCCAACUGGCAUUAUUUUCCAGUCAUCUUUCCAUAAUUAUAAUUCUACAGUGAGUAUCUUACUGUCAUUAUUAUUACAAUGAGAUGGCAUAAUUGUUUUAAAUAAGUGUCAGUUUUAAUGCUUUGUGAAGGCUUGGAACAAUAGGCCAGCAACUGCCAAACUUUUGUAUACCCAUGGACAAGUAAAGUUCUUCUUUUGUAAAUGUUUAAUUCAACUUUCACUUUUAAGAUGUUUCUAAUUGUCUGUUCCUAGAUUCUGCAACAUUUCCUUAAGACUAGUUUCCAGAAAUGGACUUAUUGACUUUUGCAAACAAACUGAAGUUUACUUGGUUUUGCAGAAAAAUCAAUAACAUUUUGGUAAUUACCGAGUUUUUAAAUAAA
Gigantopelta aegis is the source of this 2164-nucleotide messenger RNA. RefSeq lists its product as uncharacterized. The record is from RefSeq and is a predicted model, not a curated record. Lineage: Eukaryota; Metazoa; Mollusca; Gastropoda; Neomphalida; Peltospiridae. The transcript has 3 exons. Bases 1 to 1488 code for a protein of 495 amino acids.